CACCAAAAGUUAAUCCCCAACUUUUGAAUUUGGGCAACAAUGGGUCCAACUACCCUCUCAUCCGGGCUUUUGUCCCGCAUGUCAGGGCUCUCGAUACACCCUUCGCCUCUGCGAGCUCUUUUCCCGACAUUCCCUUCAUCAUCUUCGGUUCGCGCAUUUUCUGCUACCACGAGGACGAACAAUUGGCUCCAGCCCAAGGCCGGAGAGCGGAAGAAGACGCGCAAGGGACGGCCGCGGGUUCAAACUGGUGGAUCAACACGAGGAACGACAGUUGUCUGGGGCGAGUAUGGACUGCGAUUGCUCGACCACCAUCGUCGGAUCUCUGCCGCGCAGCUCAAGAACGGCGAGGAAACGAUUCGGAAACGGCUGAGAGGAAUGAAGUACCGCCUGUACAUGAGAGUCAGCGCAAAUAUUGGUGUCUAUACCAAGGGCAAUGAAGCCCGUAUGGGUACCGGAAAGGGUAGUUUCGACUACUGGGCCGCUCGUGUGCCGGUUAGCAGAAUCAUUUUCGAACUCAAGGGAGAUUUGCACGAGCAAGUUGCGCGUGAUGCGUUCCGCUUGGCGGGAAAUAAAUUGCCUGGUCUCUAUGAGUUCGUCAAGAAGGGCGAUCCCCCCGUUAUGGGCAUUACGAAACUGGGCGAAGGCGUGACAGAGGCCACUCUCCGGAAGCCGCGACGAAAGCUGCCGCUUGAGCAGACAGCUCACAGAAUAUCCGGCACCGAUUAGACUUUCCCUUCGAGCUCCAUAUUUGCUUCUUUUCUCGCAGCACUUGUAUUAUACGACAUGGUUGAUCUCAUUUGACUAGAAUAUUUUUCCUUUGGUUUUCAUUUCAUUCCCAGGUUCAGCGGUAGUCUUCAUCAUCAUAUCAUACCGUUUAUCAUAAAGCGAAUAAAAGGAAAAGAUUUUCAUGACAUCUAUAGAAAUUAUAAAGAACUCAUUACUUCAUCAGUUCAUUUGGGAUCCCAACAUUUAUGCGCC
Xylona heveae TC161 is the source of this 978-nucleotide messenger RNA. Its product is annotated as putative mitochondrial large ribosomal subunit protein L16. The coding region runs from base 40 to 726 and encodes 228 amino acids. Lineage: Eukaryota; Fungi; Ascomycota; Xylonomycetes; Xylonales; Xylonaceae. Gene Ontology annotation, cellular component: ribosome; mitochondrial large ribosomal subunit. The record is from RefSeq and is a predicted model, not a curated record. Gene Ontology annotation, biological process: mitochondrial translation. Gene Ontology annotation, molecular function: rRNA binding; structural constituent of ribosome. The transcript is spliced from 3 exons.